Molecule: messenger RNA, 1193 nt
Organism: Jaculus jaculus (lesser Egyptian jerboa)
Lineage: Eukaryota; Metazoa; Chordata; Mammalia; Rodentia; Dipodidae
Gene: Trh
Product: thyrotropin releasing hormone
Exons: 3
Coding region: 122-766 (214 amino acids)
Biological process (GO): hormone-mediated signaling pathway
Cellular component (GO): extracellular region
Molecular function (GO): thyrotropin-releasing hormone activity
Source: RefSeq, a predicted model, not a curated record
GCCGGCGCCGCGCGCAUAAGUAGCGGAGAGCCGAGGCGAGGAGCGCGCAGCCGGCCGCGGCUCCUUCCGUCCCGUGCAACGCUCCACUGCCCCGCGGACCGCUCGCCCUGCAGACGCCGCGAUGUCGGGCCCUUGGGUGCUGCUCGCCCUGACUUUGAUUUUGACCGGUGUCCCCGGAGGCUGCGCCCAGCCGGAGGAGGGGGCCCAGGAAGAGGCAGUAGAGAACGCCCUGAGCCUGGCAGACCGUCUUCUUCAGAAAGACCUUCAGCGGGUGCGAGGGGACCUGGGUGAAGCCCUAGAGUCACUGAUCCCUCUGCCCAGCUGGAUCUAUAAGCGUCAGCACCCAGGCAAAAGGGAGAAGGCAGAAAAGGAAGGUCAAGCGGUGGUGGACUUGGAGCCCCCCAAACCGGAGGUCCCUGUGCGAUGGGAUGAGGCUUCACUGCUACCGGAUUUUGUUCAGGAGGUCAAGCGGCAGCACCCCGGCAGGCGCUCCCCCUGGAUGAAGUACCCUGCCAUUAAGAGGCAGCACCCAGGCCGGAGUCUGGUGGAUCCCAUUUUUCAGGGUAGCUGGGAAGAGGAAGAGGAGGGAGAGGACACCUUGAUGCCUGAGAAACGCCAGCAUCCAGGCAAGAGGGCCCCGUGUGGGCCCCAGGAAGCCUGCCGUCAAGUAGGUCACCUGUUUGGGCUCCUGGAUGAUCUGAGGGGCCAGGAGAAGAAGCACUGGCCGAAACAGGCGUCCUGGGUCAGGGAGCCCCUGGAGGUGUAAGCCUGGGCCUUCAGGUCUAGGAUUUAAGCCCUAUCUGCCCUACACGCACACCUCUCCCUUUUCCUUAGACCCCCUCAUCCUAAACCUGAGCCCCUGUAUGAUGCGCCCAAGCCCUCUCCCUCCAUUUCCUUGAGGACUCCAGAAAGCCAACCAAAAAGCUCCAAUGUGCCCUACAGGCAAGGGAGCAGAUCCCAUAGCCUUUCUUGCCACUCCGCUAGGUCCGUACCCCUUCCUCAGCCCUGGACAAGAUGGCUCCUAGGACUUUGGUGUAAACUUCACCCCUACCCCAGGCUGGAGGCUCCUGCCCUUUAGUACUGAGUAGAAUGGGGGUAUUGAGACAAACUCUGGAGGCUGUUGCUUUGUGUAUGACCCUCUAGGCACCUUGCCCUUUCAUUCUAAGGAUAAUAAUAAAAAAAAAAAAUGUGUC